AGAGACAAGAGACCCUUGCAUUUCAGAAACAAGAAAUUAUUGAUUCAUCCAUUCACUCUCAAAAACUAUACAAAACCUCUACUCUCUCUCUUUCUCUUUCUCUCUCUCUGUCACUCUGAAUUUCAGCUCUUGGGCCAUUUCAUCAUACGCUCACUUCUUCUUUUCGUCAUUAAAAAAACUUGACAACUCUCUGCACAAUUCUGCAUCGAUGGUGAAGACUCCGUUUGAGGAAUCGCUGUUGAUCCCUCCCAUAAGUAAUCACCGCUUCCACGUGCCUCUGCUACGAUCUAUAACGAUCAUAAUCAAUUCCAUUCACCCAAAACUUGUUUACCAUCUUUUAUUUUCGGCUUCCCUGGAUUCCUUUUUCUUUUUAAUUUUCUUACUUUCCCCUUUUUUGGUUGCGUAUCCAACAAGUGUACUUCUUCAUUGGGUUACUUGUGAUUCCCUGAUCUGGGAAAGUCAACAAAAAAGGGGAUUUUUUUUAUUUUGUUUCCGUGUGGAAGAGGGUAUUUUGCAAUUUGAUUCAUUUUGAUUGGGAUGAUCAACCUUUGAUGCGAUUAUUUCAACUUUGAUCAGAAAAUUCUUUCCUUUUUUCAGUUUUAAGUUUUUGGUUGUAUGAUUGUAGAAUAUCCCAUAAUUUGGGAACAGUGUAACUCUCAAAGAUUUCGUCUUUGGAUUCCAUCACUUUAUUUGGAUCCUCAUUUUUGAUCAUACAUGGUUUCACCCUUAAUCAAUUAUACGAUCGGUCAAAAAUUUAGCAUCGUAUUUAAGUUUUUUUUUUGUCUUUCUGAUCAUCCUCAGUUUCAUGACUAAAUUCUUGCCUUCUGGUGUCUUUGAUUUAUAUGUGCCGUUGUGAAUAGAGACAGAUAAUCAUGUAAUUCAACUGCAUUAGAAAAAAAAAUUAAACUUUGUUUCACUUUUGUUAGUAUUCUUUUCUUUGUAGGUUUGAGACCUGCGAUUUGCUAGUCAAAUACAUUCUUGAGCAGUGUUAGAUCCUCUCUUCUGCUGUGUUUGGGCACUGUAUAAGGUUGGCAGUGCCCAUGGAUGCCACUACCAGUGGAACCCCAACUAUACAAUACCAUAACAUCCCUGAUCAGCCAAUUACUACCAUUGUUGCCACACAAUUGCCUACAUUUCAACGGCAGCUACGCCAUUGCUUUGGGGACUCCAGUCCUGGAGAGUUUCCCUUGUCUGCUAAUCCCUCCAUUGUCCUUCAUGUCCUUACAUCAUGUAGCUUGUAUCCUCAAGACCUUGCUAAACUUGAGGCAACAUGCUCCUUCUUCAAGAAGCCUGCAAACUUUGCUCCGGAUUUGGAUUUGUCCCUGUCAGAGCUUGCUGCAUUGGACAUGUGCCAGAAAAGAGCCAUUUUUAAGCCAAUGACGACUGAGCAACAGCAACAUUUGAAGCAAAGAUGUGGUGGUUCUUGGAAAUUGGUUCUGAGGUUUUUAAUGGCUGGAGAAGCAUGUUGCAGAAGGGAGAAAUCACAGGCAAUAGCAGGUCCUGGUCAUAGCAUUGCUGUGACAUCAAAAGGGGCUGUUUAUUCAUUUGGGUCCAAUAGUUCAGGACAACUUGGGCAUGGUACAACUGAAGAGGAAUGGCAUCCUCGACCAAUCAGAGCUUUACAAGGCAUUCGGAUUAUACAAGCUACUGCUGCGACAGGGAGGACAAUGUUGAUCAGUGAUUCAGGGCAGGUUUAUGCCUUUGGGAAAGACUCUUUUGGUGAAGCUGAGAUUGGAAUUCAAGGAUCUAAAAUGGUUACAUCUCCUCAGUUAGUUGAAUCUUUGAAAAACAUAUUUGUUGUGCAAGCUGCAAUUGGAAACUUUUUCACAGCCGUUUUGUCAAGGGAAGGCAGGGUUUAUACAUUUUCUUGGGGUAGUGAUGGCAAACUCUGUCACCAUACGGAUCCAAAUGAUGUUGAACCUCGUCCUUUGUUAGGAGCUCUGGAGCACAUACCAGUAGUGCAGAUAGCUGCCGGUUUCUGCUACCUCCUUUGUUUGGCUUGUCAACCAAGUGGAAUGUCUGUGUACUCUGUUGGAUGUGGUUUGGGUGGGAAGCUUGGGCAUGGCUCAAAAACUGAUGAGAAGUAUCCUCGUUUGAUCGAACAAUUCCAAGUGUUAAACAUUCAGCCAAAGGUGGUUGCAGCUGGUGCUUGGCAUGCAGCUGUGGUGGGGCAGGAUGGCCGGAUUUGCACAUGGGGAUGGGGUCGUUGUGGCUGCUUGGGUCAUGGUAAUGAAGAAUGUGAAUCUGUACCUAAGGUGGUGGAAGAGUUGAGAGAUGUUAAAGCAGUUCAUGUUGCCACAGGAGAUUACACCACCUUUGUAGUUGCUGAUAAUGGUGAUGUGUAUUCCUUUGGUUGUGGAGAAUCUGCUAGUCUCGGCCAUAAUAACCCUGAGAAUCAGGAGCAGGGAGACAUGCAUGCAAAUGUGUUGAGUCCAAAGCUUGUAACUUCAAUGAAAGAGAUGAAUGAAAAAGUGGUGCAGAUUAGUCUGACGAAUUCCGUAUAUUGGAAUGCUCAUACCUUUGCCUUAACUGAAUCAGGGAAGUUGUAUGGGUUUGGAGCUGGAGACAAAGGACAAUUAGGCGUUGAGCUUGGUGCGAACCAGACUGAAAGAGGAAAGCCAGAGAGGGUUGAUAUUGAUCUUGGUUAACUAUGUUUGGUUGGUGUAACCCCAAUUCUUUACACCAUCUCAUACUCUAAUUUAUGCUCACCAUGCACAGUAUUUAGUGUUUCAAUCUCUUGUUUAUUGUGUAAAUAUAAUCAAAGAAUGCAUCGAUGAUGUCCAAGCUAGAAAAGAUUACAGGGGCCUCACCUGCACCCACUUCUUCUAAGGUUGUUGUUGUCGGUUAAUCUUAUAGGCUUCAACUAGAUUGUGAUAUUUGAAAAUGGUGAAGGUGAAGGUUCAUAUACA
Molecule: messenger RNA, 2909 nt
Organism: Vigna unguiculata (cowpea)
Lineage: Eukaryota; Viridiplantae; Streptophyta; Magnoliopsida; Fabales; Fabaceae
Product: ultraviolet-B receptor UVR8-like
Source: RefSeq, a predicted model, not a curated record